AUGGACGCCUUCCUUGAACCGGUGAUAGUAUUCAGCAUUCUAACUGCUGGAGUCAUAUUUAACCGCCGCCGCUCAACAAUUGUUCGUGAUCAGAGAGAUGGAUCAUGGUCACCAAGUUCCACUUCCUCGUCAGAGGGACUACUAUCCGGACCAGUAGUCGAGGCGCAAUGGAGAGAGCGCAAAUUUCUGGGAAAGAAAGUUCGCAGCAGGAACACCAUACGCUGGAAAAACAGCUUUGUUUCGAGAAUAUUAAGAAAGUUUCCAUUUCUGGUUGAGGUUUGGUACUGGCUACUAGUUUACUGGACCUAUCAACUCGCCCGCGCCUUCAGCGCCGUUACUCUACAGACCGACACUGUCGUAGCUGCCCGUGAGCAUGCGUUAUCACUCAUUCGCCUCGAGCAGCGCCUCAACAUCUUCUUGGAGCCGGCCAUUCAGGCGUACUUCCUUCCCAGGCCAACAAUGUUGAAGACUAUCAACAUGAUCUACUCAUUUAUCCAUAUUCCGGGGACAAUUACGUUCCUGGCAUGGCUGUACCACUAUGCGCCCACUUCACUGUUUGAGGCAAGAAGGAGAACAUUGGCGGUGUGUAACUUGAUGGCAUUUGUGGUCUUUACGGCAUGGCCAUGUAUGCCACCUAGGUUGCUCCCAGAAGAGGAUGGGUUCUCGUUUGUGGAUACUGUACACGCGGGGAAGGUGGCGAGUGUGUGGACUACGAAUAAAUUCUGCAAUCAACUUGCUGCGAUGCCUUCGCUUCAUUUUGGAUAUUCGUUCGUAAUUGGGCUUACAAUUGCGACAAUGCCACCAACUUCUUCGCUCCAUGUCAACAAGUUGAGAAGACGGAUCAUGCUAGUUGUCGCAGGAAUGGCAUACCCAACAAUCAUCCUCGUGGCUAUUUUGGCAACGGCGAAUCACUACAUCCUCGAUGCCGUGGCUGGAUUCUUCGUGGCGCUGAUCGGAUGGCAUAUCAAUGGCAUUCUCUUGAAUCUCUUGGUAAUCGAGGAUUGGGCAUUUUAUUUCUUGAGGGUUCAUAAGCCUGCAAGAGAGGCAGAUCUCGAUGGAGCCCAGAUUGUCAUCGAUAAAGGAGAUGAUGAAGAGGAUUGGUGGAGGAAGGCUUAA
Morchella importuna is the source of this 1116-nucleotide messenger RNA. RefSeq lists its product as uncharacterized. Gene Ontology annotation, cellular component: inositol phosphoceramide synthase complex. The transcript is spliced from 3 exons. Gene Ontology annotation, molecular function: inositol phosphoceramide synthase activity. Gene Ontology annotation, biological process: inositol phosphoceramide metabolic process; sphingolipid biosynthetic process. NCBI's taxonomy places the organism in Eukaryota, Fungi, Ascomycota, Pezizomycetes, Pezizales, Morchellaceae. The record is from RefSeq and is a predicted model, not a curated record. Bases 1 to 1116 code for a protein of 371 amino acids.